UUGUUGAUUGUGUAGUACGGUCUCACUUUGACAACUUGGAAAGCCAACUCACCCAACAGAAAUCCGUGUUUUGAUUAUUUGAAGCCGAAAAAACUUACAAAAUGAGCCGUCAGCAAAACGAAGAGGACACCAACUCGGCGCUGUUCGAUGCCCGCAAUGAAUACUACAUCGGAAACUAUAUGGGUUCCAUCAACUUUGUGCUCCCAGAUCAGAGCACCGCUGGACCGGAGCUGCUGUCGUACAUGUACCUUUCCUACCUGGCCAUCGACUCUGGCCGCAUUGUGGCCUCUGACAUCAAGGAGAACAACACCACGCCCCUGCAGGCUCUCCGACUAGUCCAUGAGGCGAUCGAGCAGCCAUCGAGGACAGAGGAGCUGCUGGAGAAGCUCACCGACAAGGUGGCUGGAGAUGAGGACGAGACAAACAUCUGGCACAUUGCCACUGCCAUCGUUUACUGCCGGGACGGACAGUUUGAGAACGCCCUGAAGAUCCUGCACGGCUCAACCAAUUUGGAGUCCAUGGCGCUGUCCGUGCAGUGUCUGCUUCGUCUCCAGCGAGUGGAUCUGGCCAAGCAGCUGGUUACUAAAAUGCAGGAAAUCAGCGACGACGCCACUCUGACGCAGCUAGCCCAGGGGUGGGUGGCCCUCGCUCAAGGUACCGAGCAGAUGCAGGAUGCUUUCCACAUCUACCAAGAGUUCUGCGAGAAGUUCAAGCCCACUCCGGCCCUGCUUAACGGACAGGCUGUGGUUCAUUUGGGUCUGGAGCGCUACGAGGAAGCCGACUCAGUGCUGCGCGAGUCUCUGCUGAAAAAACACAACGACUACGACACUCUCAUCAACCUUAUGGUCCUGGCCCAUCUUACAGGCAAGCCAUCUGAGGCCAUCACUAGGAAUCUUGAACAGCUGCGACAGUUUUAUCCGAAGAGCGACUUUGUCACCGACCUGGACAAAAAGUCGGCAGAGUUUGACCGUCUGUGCCUGCAAUACGACCUCGUAGGCGAGGAUAAGCUGUUGGCCAUUUAGGUAUAAAUGAAAAUUCCAAAUAUAUAUUAUCAAAAUCUUCUAUCUUUAUGUAUUAAAUUACAAUAAAAAUGCUUUAGCAAUA
Molecule: messenger RNA, 1104 nt
Organism: Drosophila bipectinata
Lineage: Eukaryota; Metazoa; Arthropoda; Insecta; Diptera; Drosophilidae
Gene: epsilonCOP
Product: coatomer subunit epsilon
Biological process (GO): retrograde vesicle-mediated transport, Golgi to endoplasmic reticulum; intra-Golgi vesicle-mediated transport; endoplasmic reticulum to Golgi vesicle-mediated transport
Cellular component (GO): COPI vesicle coat
Molecular function (GO): structural molecule activity; protein binding
Source: RefSeq, a predicted model, not a curated record